AUGGCCACAACAAAACAAGAGGAGGUGGAAGAUGGGCCUCUUGGCUCCGAAGGAACACACUAUCUCUUCGACGUUAUCGUUAGUGAGUUUGAUGGUAGCCCUUGUAAAGAGAAAUACACAGAUAUAUUUGCCGAUAUCGUCUUUGGUUUAUGCGAACUACACCGCCGAAGAAAACCAUACACCACCUCAGACCACCUCGUAGCCAUCAUAUUCCUCAUACUGCUCGUAGCUUGUAGAGAUGUCGCCAUCCUAGGUGGCUGGAGAGGAUCUGCUUUGAUGUCAACUGGCAUCCAAUCGAUAUUUAGUGUCACAAACACUGAUGUAGCUGAGGUUUAG
Molecule: messenger RNA, 336 nt
Organism: Synchytrium microbalum
Lineage: Eukaryota; Fungi; Chytridiomycota; Chytridiomycetes; Synchytriales; Synchytriaceae
Exons: 2
Coding region: 1-336 (111 amino acids)
Source: RefSeq, a predicted model, not a curated record